Molecule: messenger RNA, 654 nt
Organism: Penicillium mononematosum
Lineage: Eukaryota; Fungi; Ascomycota; Eurotiomycetes; Eurotiales; Aspergillaceae
Product: CENP-X/MHF2 family protein
Exons: 2
Coding region: 1-654 (217 amino acids)
Biological process (GO): DNA repair; replication fork processing; resolution of meiotic recombination intermediates
Cellular component (GO): FANCM-MHF complex; Fanconi anaemia nuclear complex
Source: RefSeq, a predicted model, not a curated record
AUGCCCGGCGAACCUCAACCAGCUCAAAAGCGCCCACGCCUCCCCUUCAAACCUCCAAGUCGCACGACCAGCGCGGGACCAUCCAGCUCCGCGCCGAAGACCAAAGGAAAAGCAAAACAAACCAGCACAGAAGCCUCCACGUCCACAACCGUGCCCAAAACAACAAAAAGUAAACCUACGACUCAGAGCAAAUCCGCAGGCAGAAGCAAGUCCACAAGUCUGGGGAAACGCCCCCGACCUGAUUCUCCGGCAGCCAACGCCAAUGCCGCCUCCGAAUCCGAAUCAGAGUCCGACUCCGAUGAAUCGAGCCGCAGUCGGUCGCGCUCGCUCUCUCAGGAGCCGGACUAUAUCCUUGCUGAGAUUACGACUACAAACCAAGCAGAGGACGUGACGUCCAGCGACCCAAAAAUACCUUCAAAGCUGCUUACACGCUUACUCCACCAGCAUUUCCAGAAUGAGAAGACCAAGGUCGCGAAAGAUGCCAAUAACGUCGUUGCCAAGUAUGUUGAUGUCUUUGUGAGGGAAGCCAUUGCCCGAGCCGCUUAUGAGAGGGCCGAGUCCGAAGGGAAUGCUGGGGGCAGAGGUGUCGGGGACGGGUUCCUCGAGGUUGAGGAUCUUGAGAAAAUGGCGCCACAGCUUACGAUGGAUUUCUAG